This is a messenger RNA of Sugiyamaella lignohabitans, 612 nucleotides long. RefSeq names its product Pre-mRNA-splicing factor 38A. The record is from RefSeq and is a predicted model, not a curated record. Gene Ontology annotation, cellular component: precatalytic spliceosome. The coding region runs from base 1 to 612 and encodes 203 amino acids. The transcript has a single exon. Lineage: Eukaryota; Fungi; Ascomycota; Dipodascomycetes; Dipodascales; Trichomonascaceae.
AUGUCCGAUAGGUAUAUUGUGGACAGAGGCAUUGUCCAUGGGGCCAAGUCGAUUCAUGACAUUAAUCCUGCCACACUAAUAGAGAAAAUCGUCAGAGAACGGAUUUAUGAAUCGCUAUAUUGGAAAGAGCAGUGUUUCGGGCUGGAUGCUGCCACGCUGUGUGACAAAGCAGUUGACCUACAGUUCAUUGGUGGCCAUUACGCCAACCAGCGAGUGAGCCCAUUUUUAUGUCUUACCUUCAAACUGAUUCAGCUUCAGCCUGAAGAGGAGAUCAUUCUAGAGUACUUGAAUCAGCUUGAUUUCAAGUAUCUUCGAGCCAUUGCCGCGUUCUAUGUUCGACUGUUUUUUCCUGCAGAGCAUGUCUACUCAUUGCUUGAGCCGCUUCUCCAGGACUACCGUAAACUGAGAUUACGAACGACCUCGUCUGUCAAGCUGACGUAUAUGGAUGAAUUUGUUGACUCAUUACUGACUGGAACUCGAGUGUGUGAUACCACGCUGCCGCGACUGCCCAAGAGAAUCGCCCUCGAAGAUAUGGGCAAAUUGGAGCCAUACAAAUCGCCACUCGAAUCAGACUCAGACUCAGAUUCCGACUCAGAAUCCGGUGGAGAAUGA